AUGCCCGUCUACCGCCUUGAAGUCUCGCCGACAGCGCGCGCCGGCUGCAACGGCAACAAGUGGUGCAAGGGUACCAAGAUCCAGAAGGGUGACUUCCGUGUCGGUACCUGGGUCGAGAUCAUGGGCAACGGCUCCUUCAAGUGGCGACACUGGGGAUCACCUGAAGGAGGAGUUCGACGACCCGACCGAGGUGGAUGGCUACGAAGACCUGCCUUCCGCACCGCGUUCGAGAAGGGCCAGGUUGAGGAGGAGGACGUCCCGGAGACUGCCAAGCCGCGCGACGAGGGCUGGAGCGCCUCGGAGGGUGAGGGCGAGGAAGACGACGAGAAGCCCGCAAAGGGAAAGAAGGCGACGUCCAAGUCUCCCGCCGCCAAGAAGGAGAAGGCGCCUCCUAAAGCCAAGGCUGCUCCUAAGAAGACGCCAGCCAAGAAGGCCCCGGCCAAGAAGGGCAAGGACGACUAUGAAUCGGACGAGUCCGAGGCCGAGCUUUCUGAGGAGGAGAGCGAGGGCGAGAUGUCUCCCUCUGAGCCCGAAACAGAAUUCUCAGACUCGAGCGCCGACAGCCCCAAGAAGAAGAAGAAGGGGAAGAAGUCCAAGGUCGAGGCUAGGGUGAGCUCUCAACCUUGCGUCGCAGCUGACAACCAGCCCCGGAGCAAGCGCGCCGCCGCGGGAAGGAAGUCGAUGAAGGAGUCGGACUCUGACGCGAGCUCUGAGGAGGACGUCAAGAAGGCAUCGAAGCGCGCCAAGGACGACCCGGACAGCGACGAGGACGAAAAGCCCGCGAAGAAGAGCAAGCCUGCUUCGAAGGGUAAGGCGCCCUCGUCCAAGGGCAGCGAGAAGCCUGCUUCGAAGGGCAAGCCGAGCUCGAAGGGUUCGUCGAAGGGAAGUACCAAGGCGGCGCCGAAGCGGCGGAAGCUCGUCGCCUCGUCUGACGAGGAUGACUAG
This is a messenger RNA of Trichosporon asahii var. asahii CBS 2479, 945 nucleotides long. RefSeq lists its product as uncharacterized. The transcript has 6 exons. Gene Ontology annotation, molecular function: DNA binding; zinc ion binding. NCBI's taxonomy places the organism in Eukaryota, Fungi, Basidiomycota, Tremellomycetes, Trichosporonales, Trichosporonaceae. The record is from RefSeq and is a predicted model, not a curated record. Bases 1 to 945 code for a protein of 314 amino acids.